Messenger RNA from Bolinopsis microptera, 1244 nucleotides. Its product is annotated as probable 3-hydroxyisobutyrate dehydrogenase, mitochondrial. Gene Ontology annotation, molecular function: NADP binding; 3-hydroxyisobutyrate dehydrogenase activity; NAD binding. Gene Ontology annotation, biological process: L-valine catabolic process. Gene Ontology annotation, cellular component: mitochondrion. Lineage: Eukaryota; Metazoa; Ctenophora; Tentaculata; Lobata; Bolinopsidae. The transcript has a single exon. The coding region runs from base 16 to 951 and encodes 311 amino acids. The record is from RefSeq and is a predicted model, not a curated record.
GCUAAAUCACUGACCAUGGCUGUGUGUCUAAAAAGACUUUGUUCCCUUUCUCUCCGCUCAAUGAGUACAGUUGGGUUUGUAGGUCUGGGCAACAUGGGCGGUUACAUGGCUAAAAACCUUGUUAAAGCUGGUAAAGACGUGGUAGUGUACGAUGUCAACGAAUCCUCAGUGCAGGAUUUAAAGAGUACUGGUGCCGGAGCGUGCAGCACUCCUAGUGACCUGGCAGCAGUUAGUGAUGUUAUUGUUACCAUGGUUCCCUCCUCACCACAUGUUCUAGAGGUUUUCACGGGGAGUAAUGGUUUGUUGAAGACACUCAAACCGGGCACACUUUGUAUAGACUCCAGCACUAUUGAUCCUACUGUUUCUAAAGAUGUUGAUGCUGCAGUGCGCGCUGCUGGGGGACACUUCUACGAUGCGCCGGUAUCUGGUGGGGUAGUAGCAGCAGAGAACGGAGCUCUAACCUUCAUGGUAGGGGGAGAUGCGGACAAGUUUGAAGAGGUCAAAUCGUAUCUGGAUGACAUGGGUGCUAAUGUUAUCCACUGUGGAGCUAACGGCAACGGACUUGUAGUGAAACUGUGUAAUAACAUGAUGUUAGCUAUUAGUAUGAUUGGAGCUGCUGAAACUCUGAAUAUGGGAAUUAAGAUGGGUAUGGAGAGGCAAUUGUUAUCGGAGAUAUUGAGUAAGAGCACUGCUCGCUGUUGGAGUAUUGAUACUUACAAUCCAGUUCCAGGAGUGAUGGAGGGUGUCCCUGCAUCUAGGGAUUAUGCUGGUGGGUUUGGUGCUACGCUCAUGCUCAAAGAUUUGGGGUUAGCUGAUGAUAUGGCUGAUGGAUCAGAUUCGCCGAUCGUUCUAGGCAAAAUGGCCAAACAGAUUUAUGAUGAAUUGUGUAAAGACGAGAAGUUUGCUCCGAAAGAUUUUGGUGUUAUUUUUAAGAAGCUGAGUGAGCAAUAGGUGUUUUUUUCAGAGGCAUAAUUAUUAACAUUAAAUUUCAAUAAAAUUUUUAGAAUUAAAUUAUGAUAGAGGGCCAAUGGAAAUGGCCACAACUUUUCUUAUUAUGUUUGCUAUUUUUUGUUUUUUACUUUAGUCAUUUAUAAGUGUUUCUGGAACUUUGUAAAUAUUUAGGUCGUUUGUCAUCGAAACUUAAAAAUAAUAAACGUAGCUUUUGUGUAUUUGUACUAUGGUUUGUUAUACUUUAUUCUAUAUUUAUCAACUUUUCGAUGUAGCUAUUUAUUCUAGAAUUAUAC